AUUGGGGCAUAAUGUUGCAAAUGUACACAUUGUUGGUGUGACUGCAUUUGGAGUAUUAUAGGUAGUUCUAGUUGUUUGGCUCUGGAAAGGGUAUCAUUAGGCUGUAAAAGGCGCAGAAAAGAUUCACAAGGGUCUUAUCAGGACUUGUGGGUUGGAGUUAGAGAGAAGCUGGAUAAGAUGGGACUUUUUACACUGGAAUGCUGGAGGCUGAUGGGUGACAUAGAAGUAUGUAAAAUCAUCAAGGGCAUAGAUAAGAUGGGUGGUCACAGACGUUUUCAAGUUGGGGGAGUAGAAAACUUGAGGGUUGAUUUUAAACACAAUGCUGGAGGAACUUGGGGGGUCAAGCAACAUAUGUGAAGGGAAUGAUCAGGCAAGAUUUUUGGUUGAGCUUCCUUCAGACUGAUUGUAUAUGGAGGAGAAAGCUGGAAAAGAGGACAGAUUUAAGGUGUGAGCAGAAAGAUUUAAAACUGACUUGAGUGGCAACUUAUUAAGCACUGAGUGCUGGGUACAUGGAAGGAGUUGGGAAAGAAAGCUGAGGUACAGUUAAUGUUUAAGACAAUUGGAGUGUUGCAUGAAUGGUGAAGGUUCAGAGGUAUAUGGGCCAAACGCAAGCAAAUGGGACUGGCUUGGAUGGAUAUUUUGGUCAGCAUGCACAAGUUGGGCUAAAGGGCCUGUUUCCAUCAGGUACAACUGAUUCUCUAUGACCAAGUCGAGGAUUAACCAUCCACAGCUUUUAUAUCUCUUCCUUAAACAUUUACAAUGCCUGUGCCUAUCCAAUGAACAAAUUUAAGUGUUUGACGAAAAAUGUACUCCAUUCACCAAACUUAAGCUAUUGGGAUGUUCACAUUUUGGAAUCCAAGAAUAUGUUGUUUUUAUUUCACAAAAUGCCAAACGCUGUUGCUUAGCAUUGCAACUUUGACUGAAGAGCAUGUUACAGUUUAUCCGUCUCCCAAGGCUGCAGAUGUGAAAAUGAAGCAGCUGGAAGUUGCAUUGUGUGAAUACCAGAAUCAACCUUCCAUUGCUGAAAGUACAGCUUGCCUUCUGGAGGAGUUAGCAUGGUUCAAGACAGAAGUUUCAAAAAUGUACUCUCAGCUGCAGAAUCUUCAAAUAGAAGCUCUUGCAAGUUCCAGGGAGUUGAUGAAAUAUCAGGAAUUGUACAAGAGGAAAGUCUUAUCUGAAGAACAAUCUGCAAAACUACUUGAAGAAAAGGAUCAGGUGAACAAGACAUUAACCAGGCAAUUGAAGGACAUUUGUACGGUACUGCGUGAGAAAGAGAAAAAAAUUCAAGAAAGCGAUGAAGCGUUUCAGAGAUGUAAUGACAGAAUUGCAAAGCAGGAAAAAGUGCUUAAAGAUGUUAACAAAGAACAUGUUGACAAAGUCGGUCAUCUGCAAAAUAUGGUUUCAAAACUCCAGCACGAGCUAGCACUCUCCACAAAGAUACCAAAUGCUGAAAAACCACUGCAAAUGAAAAAAAAACUAUUUUCAAAUUUAACAGGAUCCAAACUUGCCAUUGGCUGUCCUUCAAAACCCAGUUUGUUUAAAACCAGGGAUUUGACUCCUCGACUCAAAGCUAAAAUGAAUGCAGUGUCUGGCAAACUAGCAUCUCUACCGAGUCAUGCUAAUAAAUAAUUCAUUGUUAAUUUGUGUUCUGUUUAAUUAUACAUGUCCUUUUAAUACCCAAUCUUAUUUGAAACAUAAGCAAAUAAAACAAACUUUUAUUAAAUGACAGUCUCUAGCUUUUACUAUUUUAUAGCGUUUCGUAAUACUGAAGCAUGCCAUGUAAAUAGGAAGGCUUCAAGGUCAUUUGAGGACAGAAGCAGCAGUUAAUAAACAAAAAGGAAAUUAAAAAUGAUCUGUAAAGACCAAUAAAAAUGUACCUAUUGAAUGCUUAGAUUAAAUUAAUAUUAGCCUUUAUCUUAGAGAUACAAUGCAGAAACAAGCCCUUCGGCCCACCGAAUCUGCGCCGACCAGCAAUCGCCUUGUACUCUAGCACUAACCUACACACAAGGGACAAUUUAUAAUUUUACCAAAGCCAAUUAAUGUACAGACCUGUAUGUCUUUGGAGUGUGGAAGCCAGAGCACCCAAAGGAAACGCAUGCAGUCGCAGGGGGAAUGUACAAACUCCGUAGAGACGCACCCAUAGUCUGAAUUCAAUCCAGUUCUCUGGCACUGUAAGGCAGCAACUUGACCGCUAUGCUGCCCACAUGUACAGUAUGUGCAUAUACUCAUCAGCAAAAUGCCAAUUUAUUUGGGAGGAAGAUUAGAUCAGUGAGUAGCAAAACCUCAGAUUUUGCUUGGGCAGCUUACAACCCAGUGGUAUGAAUAUUGAAGGUAGACAAAAGUGCUGGAGAAACUCAGCGGGUGAAUAUUGAUUUCUAUAACUUCAGGUAAUCCUGGAAGCCCUUCUCUCUCCAUCCCUCCCCCACCCUAGUCAAACAAGCUUCAAAGUUGUCUUGUUGAGUCUCAUUGUCUGUAACUUGUUUUCACCUAGCCCCUAAUUAACAGUGUUUCCUUUGCCAUCGUUAUUUUUUUUGCAUUUCUUUCAUUCAUUUAUUUUGUAUCUCUCUAUAUCACCAUCUACAUCCAUGUUUCUCUUUCCACUGAAUCAAUUUAAAGAAGGGUAUCAACCUGAAAUGUCACCUAUUUAUUUCUCCAAAGAUACUGUCUGACCCGUUGAGUUACUCUAGUUUAUUGUCUAUCUUUGGUUUGGUUUAACUUGGCAUAGACAACAUCAUGCACUUACAUGCAGUUUCUGACUUACUCGUACAAAAAACACUUGCAGUUAUGUGGAAAUCUGCAAUAGACUUGACAUGUUGGAAAACCUUUUUCUCUACACUGCUCCUGGUGAACUUGCUCGAGGUGUACAGUAGCAGUAAGUAACCAGUCAUCAAAAACAAAAGCAGCAGUUGCUGGGAAUCUGAAAUAAAACAAAAGAACACUAAGAAAGGGACCUUGUUGGGGACAAUGGUUAGGUAGUAUCUAUGGAAAGAGAAGCAGUUAACAUUUUGGGUCUGGGACUUGCUAAGGUUUUCCAAUAUGUUCUAUUUUUACUUCAGAUGUACCAGUGACUACAGUUUUUUUUUCUUUUGCCAUUGAGUUCAGUUUUGGGAUACAACAUGGAAAUAGGCCCCUCAGCCCACAGUCGACACUGAUCAUUAGAGUUCAUGUUCACACUAGUGAUAGAACAUAUAUCCAUACAGCACAAGAAUAGACCCAUUGGCCCACAAUGUCUGUGCUGAACAUGAUGCCAAGACCAACCUAAUUUGCCUGCACAUAAUUAAUUUCCCUGCCUAUCCAUGUGCCUAUCUAAAAGUCUCUCGCACGUGGUGAUCAUAGUUGCCUCCACUGUACAUUCCAAGCCCCUCUGUGCAAUUAAGAAAGAAAAAAAACUUUUCCCUGCACACUUCCUUUAAACUUUACCCCUCUCCGCUUGCAGCCAUGUUCUCUAGUAUUUGGUAUUUCCAUCCUGGGGAAUAGGUUUUGACUACCCCUAUGUCUGCCUCUCAUAAUUUUAUAUACUUCCCUCUGCAUCUCUGGCGUUCCAGACAAAAAAAUCCAAUCUGUCCAACCUCUCCAUGUAGCUAAUACCCCCCCUAAACCAGGCAUCAUUCUGGUAAAACUCCUGUGCACCCUUUCCAAAGCCUCCAUAUCCUUCUUGUAAUGGAGGUGACCAGAACUGCACCCAAUACUAAAAUGCUGCCUAACCAAAGUCCUAUAAAGCUGUAUCAUGACUUCCUGACUUUUGUACUCAAUACUCUGUCCAAUGAUGGCAAGCACACUAUAUGCCAUGUUUGCCACUCACUCUACUUGUGUGGUCAUGUUCAGGGAGGAGUGAACUUAGACCCCAAGAUCCCUCUGUGCAUCAAAGCUGUUUAAAUCCCAUGCCAUUAAUUGUAUAUUUUCCCCAUACAUUGCACCUCCCAAAAUGCAACAUCUUGUACUUGUUCGGAUUAAACUUCAUCUGCCAUUCCUCUGCCCAUUUCUGUAGCUGAUCUAUAAUUGCAGUUCUACCCUAUCCCACUUUUGCAUUAAUUCCCUUCACUGGGGGCAAUUUACACAGGCAAAUUAACCUACAAACUUGCUUACCCUUGGGAUGUGGAAGGAAACCCAAACAGUCACAGUGAGAACGUGCAAACACGACGCAGAUGGCUCCCGAGGUCCAGGUCUCUGCCAGCUGUGCCACUAUGCUGGCCAUUCAUUGCCAGUUCUCUUCCAGAGGCCCAAACUGGUUCUCCUUUGCUCUCGGGUAGGAUUUUGCCAGUCCUUUUUGAUUUCUUCACUCUCAGUAAUUACUCUUUC
Molecule: messenger RNA, 4299 nt
Organism: Leucoraja erinaceus (little skate)
Lineage: Eukaryota; Metazoa; Chordata; Chondrichthyes; Rajiformes; Rajidae
Exons: 4
Coding region: 838-1629 (263 amino acids)
Source: RefSeq, a predicted model, not a curated record